AUGUACAAAUCCAACUACGAUAUCUACAAGUGCGAUAGCCUGGACAGCAGACGCUCACCACCACCGCCAUCAGAUGAGCUGCUCUCCCCGUUAGCUGAGCUCUAUCCACAUGUGGCAGCCAUGCAGCCGCAGUACAACCCAAACAACUGCGCCUUCACCGGUUAUCGCCACAUAGACUACUGGGCCGCAGCCUACUCUACGCAGCCCACAGAUGAAGCUACUAUGUUCUCAAGGCGCGGAAGUGAACAACCACCAUGCCGCCGCUUUGUCUCCAAGCUUCGUCGCCUCCUCAACCGGGACGAUUUAAAACAUCGACGACGGUCCGGGGCGACCGCCAGAACGACACUCUCUUGA
Molecule: messenger RNA, 354 nt
Organism: Penicillium verhagenii
Lineage: Eukaryota; Fungi; Ascomycota; Eurotiomycetes; Eurotiales; Aspergillaceae
Exons: 3
Coding region: 1-354 (117 amino acids)
Source: RefSeq, a predicted model, not a curated record